Trametes versicolor FP-101664 SS1 is the source of this 756-nucleotide messenger RNA. RefSeq lists its product as uncharacterized. NCBI's taxonomy places the organism in Eukaryota, Fungi, Basidiomycota, Agaricomycetes, Polyporales, Polyporaceae. The transcript has a single exon. Gene Ontology annotation, molecular function: protein binding. The record is from RefSeq and is a predicted model, not a curated record. The annotation marks the transcript as partial.
UUCAGCAGGCCCGCGGUGGAAGUGGCGGUCUGCAGCGCGGACGGAACUGAAUUCUACGUGCCGCGUCAGUUCCUUGUGGACGCGUCGCCCGUGCUGGAGAGCAUGUGCAACAUCUGCCCGUCGGCGCCCUCGACGGUGUCCAUCGACCUCCCGGAGACGAGCGACAUGGUCGAGACGCUGCUCGAGCUGUGCUACCCCUUCGCGUUCGACCCGGUGCGGGUCAGCACCGACUUCGACGCGCUGAAGCCUCUCCUGCGCAUGUGCUGGAAGUACAAGCUGCGCGGUGCAGCGCGUGCGUGCGUGCAGGCGGCGCUCACGCCGGCCCUCGCGCGGGAGCCCCUCCGGGUGUACGUGCUCGCGGCGCAGCAUGGCGAGCCCGAGCUCAUGCAGGAGGCGGCACGGGCGUAUCUCCGCCAUGAAGACGCGCUCGUGGACGCCCCGGAGCUGGACGCGAUCAGUACGCGCACGUACCGGCGGCUGCUGCUCUACCGACAGGCGUGCGUGGAUGCCAUUGUGGGCAAUCUUCCAGGAUCUGUGGAGGAGGUCUACACCGCCUUCGGCCGGGCUUGUCUCCUACAUGUGCGGCAUGGUUUCAGAAGGGUACCCUGGUUUUACGGGUACUAUGACCACGUGUGGGAUACGCUGGGGAAGACCCCCCACCCGACAAGCUGCGGGAGGAGGCGAUGCGCCUGGAGGGUGUUGCACAGGCGAGCGCAAACUGCAAGCCAUGCGCUUCCUACGCGGUUAAGGAAGUGA